Eutrema salsugineum is the source of this 1876-nucleotide messenger RNA. RefSeq names its product sucrose transport protein SUC1. Gene Ontology annotation, biological process: sucrose transport. The transcript has 3 exons. Bases 131 to 1675 code for a protein of 514 amino acids. NCBI's taxonomy places the organism in Eukaryota, Viridiplantae, Streptophyta, Magnoliopsida, Brassicales, Brassicaceae. Gene Ontology annotation, molecular function: sucrose:proton symporter activity. Gene Ontology annotation, cellular component: vacuole; plasma membrane. The record is from RefSeq and is a predicted model, not a curated record.
AAAAAAAAAACAGAGAGAAAAGACAGAAAAAAAGAAAAAGAAAAACAAACAAAUUUUCUUUUCUUUUUUUUUUCCCCUCUAAAAUCUAACGUUUUGUCUAUUCGUGUGUUUUUUUUUUUCUCUUCCGAUAAUGGGAGCUUUCGAAACAGAGAAACCCGCAAAAGAUGCGGCGGCUCUAGAAACACAGUCAUCAAUGGAAGAUUUCGAUCAACCAUCUCCUCUCCGUAAAAUAAUCUCCGUUGCUUCAAUCGCCGCCGGUGUACAAUUCGGGUGGGCCCUACAACUCUCCCUCCUGACUCCUUACGUUCAGCUUCUCGGGAUCCCUCACAAAUGGUCCUCUCUGAUCUGGCUCUGUGGUCCAGUCUCCGGCAUGAUUGUUCAACCAAUCGUCGGUUACUACAGUGACAGAUGCACCUCCAGAUUCGGUCGUCGUCGUCCCUUCAUCGCCGCCGGUGCCGCCAUGGUCGCCGUCGCCGUGUUCUUGAUCGGUUACGCGGCGGAUAUCGGUCACAAAAUGGGAGAUAAGCUCGAGCAAACGCCGAGGGUCCGAGCCAUCGGAAUCUUCGCUCUCGGGUUCUGGAUCCUCGACGUGGCUAACAACACCCUCCAAGGACCUUGUCGUGCUUUCUUAGCCGAUCUAGCCGCAGGAGACGCUAAGAAAACGCGAGUCGCAAACGCGUUUUUCUCGUUUUUUAUGGCGGUUGGAAAUGUUUUGGGAUACGCGGCUGGUUCUUACACUAACCUCCACAAGAUGUUUCCUUUUGCAAUGACGAAAGCUUGCGAUAUCUAUUGCGCGAAUCUCAAAACCUGUUUCUUUUUAUCCAUCACUCUCCUCCUCAUCGUCACCGUAACGUCUCUCUGGUACGUUAAAGACAAACAAUGGUCUCCGUCGCCGGUAAAUGACGACGACGAGAAGGUCUCGAGUGUUCCUUUCUUUGGAGAAAUCUUUGGAGCUUUUAAAGUCAUGAAACGUCCCAUGUGGAUGCUUCUUGUCGUCACGGCGUUGAAUUGGAUCGCAUGGUUCCCGUUUCUUUUGUUCGAUACUGAUUGGAUGGGUCGUGAAGUUUACGGUGGAGAUUCAGAAGGAGAUGAUAGUUUGAAGAAGCUAUAUAACCAAGGAGUGCAUCAAGGUGCAUUGGGAUUGAUGUUUAAUGCCAUUGUUCUUGGUUUUAUGUCACUUGGUGUUGAGUGGAUUGGUAAGAAAGUUGGAGGAGCUAAACGGCUUUGGGGAAUUGUUAAUUUCAUCCUAGCCGUUGGUUUGGCCAUGACUGUUCUCGUUACGAAAUUUGCCGAGGAUCACCGGAAAACCGCCGGUGCUUUAGCCGGACCGUCUCCUGGUAUCAGAGCUGGAGCGUUAAGUCUCUUUGCUGUUCUUGGUAUUCCCUUAGCUAUUACUUUCAGUAUUCCGUUUGCAUUAGCCUCCAUAUUUUCAAGCAGCUCCGGCGCCGGCCAAGGACUUUCUUUAGGAGUAUUAAAUUUGGCAAUUGUGAUACCACAAAUGAUAGUAUCACUUGGAGGUGGGCCUUUCGACGCCCUCUUCGGUGGUGGAAACCUACCGGCUUUUGUGCUCGGAGCAAUCGCGGCGGCGAUCAGUGGAGUAUUAGCGUUAACCGUUUUACCUUCACCGCCACCGGAUGCACCUGCCGUGAAGUCAGGAGCCAUGGGAUUCCAUUAGUUUACUUUAUGUUUUAUUUUCUUAUCAAACCCAUCAAAUACAGUAGUAAUAUUGUGCAAAACUGCAAAACCCAAAAACAAAAAAAAAGAAUGGAUAAAGUGAUGAAAUCUAAUAACCUUGGGGUCGACUGUAUUUCACCCUUCUUUUAGUUUGUUGUUUUUGUUACUGAUAUCAAUUUCCAAUAGAUUUUGUUUUUUUUUU